AUUGCUUGUUAAUGGUGCAAUGUCCUAAAAGGAAUUUCUCUUUCUGGGUCCAAAGAAGAGCAAGCUGGGUGCGGCUGCACGUAUAAUGAAAUUUUCCAUUAACUUUCUCUCUCAACGCUCUAAAAGUUAGAAAUCUUUUAGAAAAUCAUCUGGUUGAUUCAAUUGAUACUGCGCAUGCGUGAAUUUGUCCUGAUGAUACUACGCCCUCCCUCGUGAGACGAUUUCGUUGUCUGCAAAUUUUGUUUAAAUUCCUAGACAAAAAAGCGGUGUUUAAGCAACCAGGAAAGUUUAUUUAAUUUCCUAACUGUGGAUUACCAUUGCGACGCCAUAUGUCAGUAAAUUUAAUGGACAAAAUUUCACAGGAUCCAAUGUGGUCAGAAGUGGAUUAAAUUCCCUUACAUCAGUUUCAGUUUGGAAAUCGUCUUCAGUAAUGAUUUUCCGUCGCAAAAUUCUUUCAAUUGAACUAGGUAUGCACAAUUUGCAAGGGUGACACAAUAUCAAGAGAUUUCGUCGUUUGUGUGACAUGAUUCAGCCAAAUUUCUUUAAGUUCGUUAAUUUUGAUUAAUUUAAAGAACUUACUGUACAUGAACAUGUCCAAAGCUCCAAAUCAGCAAAUUUUUAAGGUGAACAAACUUCUGAUCAAUCUUAAAAAACACAUGGGAAUGUUAAAGAGAAAAACAAAAAAAACACCCAUUGUUUUGUUCACUAUGAACUUAGGGUCAUUGUUCCUUUUGUAUUAAGUUGCAUCAACUACUACCCUAUAAAAUUAACAAAUGCAUGGACAUAAUGCCCACUGGGAAUGUCCUAGGGGACCUUUGCCUCAGCUGUUUAACUUUCCGCUCUAGCUAAGUCAGAAUAAAAUUGUUAAUCUUUCGAAGAUAUAAAGAUUCAAAUAGCCUGCUAUUCAGAGGUGGCGCCGGAAAUUUUCCGACAGAGGGGUUGGAGCUUCCGACAGGGGGGCUAUAAUGACUAAAAUAUGCAGUUUUCGUACGCUAUUUUGUCAAAUUUGCUCCCACAAUAACCUAAAAUUUCUUCCAAUGGGGUGCUAGAUGCUACCGACGGAAGGGUUGUAGCCCCCUAGCAAUCCCCUGGUGUCACCAUUGCUGCUAUUACAAACACACUGCCUGAUGUCGAUGUUUCUGAUUAUUCCUCCAUUCUCGGUGGAAUUAUUCAAGUAUUCAAGUAAGGCAGAAGAAAUGUUCUUUUUAUGAUGCGAAUUCUUGAAGAAAUAGGGAUUGGCCUAGUUUCAUGGCUGAAAAUGAAUAUUUGGAGUAGAAAGUGAAGUGGUAACCGAAUUUCGUGCAAAAGGGUAUGCAAGCAUAACUCUUCUUUGGCGACUGCUGCAUUUCAAAUUGUCAGGCAGAUUUUCAUUAUUAUUAUUAUUCACCUGUAAAUACCCGAUCCAUGCAUUUCAAAUCAUGCCAACCGUUGUUAGCUGAAUUAUAGAACCAAAGAGCCUAGAGUAAUAAUUUUAUGCCACUUGAAAAAGGCCUUGGUUUUCAUUGUAUCGAGGGAGAAGGUUGUUGAGAUUAUUGUGGUUUGAUUCACUCAUAUUUGCUUGUUUUAGAUAAAACCAUAGUUUCCAUCAGCUUUAUUUCGGCACUGGAUUUUUAAUGGAUUGUAAAUAUCUGUUGUGAUUAAAGUUAAUAACUGCUUGGAACUGUUAUGGAGCUGGGAAUUUAGAGAAAUGAAAAAUACAUACUACGGGGAAAGUCUGAAUUCUCUACAAAUUAACAUAUAUUUAUUUACAUUUAUCCUAAUUCGUAAAAUUUUCAUUAAUCAGUUAGCGUUGUUCGUAUUCAUCAAAUCAGGAAUUCUAUGUAUUUUGUGCGCAGUCAACGGUUAUAUCGCCAGAAGACCAAAUUUUGCCUAAAAGGUUGAUUGGUUAAAAAGCAAUAAAAUGGCUGUAUUUGUGGAAACGUCUGUUAAUUUCUAUCAGCAGAUUAAAUUUGGAACAAUAUUGUUCUGCGUUUGCUGUAAUAACGGACAGUGUUGCGGGAUUUCGUGCAAAGGAAAGUUCGCAUGACGAAAAUACGAAGGUCAAACUAAGACCGUAUUUGUUUUUCUUUCCGAAAAUCUAAAGCUUACAUUGUUGGCGAAGUGGUUCCGAAAAAUGUGCCAUAAAACGCCCUCUGCCGUCUAGAACUUCAUCACAACCAAAUUGAUUCAUAAGCACAUUCAGGAUUCAAUGAAUUAUAUGUUAGUUGAAUGUACUUCCUGCCCAUUCAUUGAACAAGUUUCUACGCAAACAAGACAAGCAAAUUCUGGAAUCCUUACUGUGUGAGUAUUGGAUGUUACGUUUGUGAGGAAUGCCACAGUGGCAGGGGGAGCCAACACUCUGAUCAUCUUAAGCAAACUACAGCGUAGUACUGAAGAGUGCAGUUCUGAAGAGAAGACUGCAUAAUUAUUUCAAGAGAUUUCAAGCGCCAGUGAAGAAUGAGCCUCAAGUUCCUCGUUAUUGUUUGUUUCUCGCUACUUCCUCAGUCCCUUGUUAUUUCACAAGGACUGUCCUUCUGCAUGCAUAGUGGGAAAUCAUACAUCUCAGGGACUGUGUGGAGAAUCAGAAAUCACGGAAUUUGCAGGCAGUGCAAAUGCUUCAAGGCAAAUAUUGUCCGAUGCCUGCCGACAUGCAAUCGAAACGCUCGAAUUCCCUUAAAUCCGUUGCUAUCUGAUGACCUUUCAAAGUCGAUAAUCAAUAAAGCUGUAACUGGAGUACAAUGCAUCAUGGAUGGCAAAACACACCGAAAUGGAGAGAGCUGGACAGAGAAUGGGGCCCACGCCAAAGGACUACAAGCCAACCAAUGCAUGCAAUGUAACUGCAAGAUAAAGGUUAUCACUUGUGCUAUACGAAAUUGUCCUGUUGUCCACUGUCGAAAUCCGGUACAAGAAGAUGGAACAUGUUGUAAAACAUGUCAAGAAAGAUCCGGAAGGCCACCAAGAGAGUCGUCAAACAGAGGCUGUUUGAGUAUCGAGAGGUACUUCCAGAAUGAUGAAUCAUGGCAGCUUUAUCUGCCGUCUCCCAAUGUAUUUGCCACAUGCGUGGAUUGCAGUUGCAGGAACGGAAGGGAGCAUUGUCGCAAACAUUCUUGCCCACCAGCAACGUGUUCCAAGCCAAUAAAAAGACCAGGAAAUUGCUGUUCUCUUUGUCCAGGCCAGCGCCCGUUAUCAAAAGCAAGGAAAGAAAAUCACCGAAAAACAUCAUCCACCGACAGUGGAAUAUUUGGGUUUUUCUUAAGAAGGGACGAUAGCAAGAGCAAAAAAAAUCCAAAAACAGACAGAAAAACGAAAGAAAACGUGGAAGCAACCGUGUCUACAAUGCGCAAAGCUCCAAUUGAAAGUAAAGAUGUUGGCUGCAGUUUUGGAGGGAGCUUGUCGUACAAGCAUGAUCAAUUGUUUUAUCCCGUCCUGAACAAGAAGACGCAAAAAUGCACCAAAUGUGUCUGCAUGAAUUCUGUUGUGAACUGUGCAAGAAUACGAUGCCCCUCCAGAUAUCCAUGCAAAAACCCGAUUUCUAAAGAAGGCUUCUGUUGCAAAUUCUGUCGAGGGAUGAGUGAGAAACAGGCAAGGAGCCUCGAGGCCGUGCAAAUGUAUCAGAAUCGAGGAUGCAGCAAAGCAAAGCGCACCCACUUGCAAGUUUAUCGUUACAAUGAUGUCACAAGAAGUGCUGCACAACUUUCAGCGAAGUAUUUAUUUGACAAAACUCAUCAAAUGAACAACAAAAAAUCAGAAAUACACACUUUGCAACUAAUUGACAUGAGUAUAAACAUCACAAGGCACUACCUAGACAGUGAUGACGUCAUCCGAAACUCCCUCAACAAAAACUGGAAUUAUCUGGGUGCGAUUAAGGAAAAAAUGUUCACACGACUGCUUCGUCUUGAACGUGAUCUGAAGAGGUGCAAAGACACCCUUCGAUGCAUCAAGAAGCUUACAAAUCUGGUCGACCAACUGAAAACUAAAGCUGCCAGAAGGCGACGUUGUAGGUCGAGCGCAGUGGUACGGUCACUCGAACGCUUACAAAAAUAACUAUCAUUGUUUGCACCGGUCACAUUGUGACUCUAAAUAUUCGUUUAGUGGUAUUGUUGAAUUAAUCAUGGUCGUAUUUAUGUGAUCUGGUAACAUGUGGUCCUAGAAGAAAAAAAGAUUUUAGAGAUACCAAAGAGAUCAUCUAGUAGGGCCAAUGACGCAGCAUACUUGCCGGGAUUUUGAGUAGUGCAGCCUUCCAAAUAAAGCUCCAUAUCCCAGACAAUGCCCUGACUCUGCCAAUUUGAUCCUACAGGACAGAGAUUCCCGUUCAAUCUAACUCUGCAUCAGAGAAGCGGUAGUCUUACGAAAUGAAGACUCGCCCAGAAAGGAAAAAGGGUUGCUAAAGAUAAAAAUUGCUUUUAGAAAUCCAACAAACAGUCCUUUAAAUCAACUUGAAUAUCUCGAGAGGUAGUCCGGGGGUAAAGUUUGGAUUCCCCACUCAUAUUUGGCUUUACCUAUCACUUAGCAACCAGAAAAUUUUUGAUAUAUUUGAAAAAACUGCAUAUUUUUCAUAGUUAUGCCAAAGUUUUUCAUAGUCAACAGUUUUAAAGCAAAGCUGUGCUUUUCCCAUUUUUGCACAAGAUAUCACAGUCAAGCAAAAAACCACGACCUAACUGUUGUCAUUAUUGUCAACGGCGACAAAAUAGCUAGGAAUGUCAUACACAUUGCGCAGAAUAUGGCUGUAGAAAAUUCUUUGGAGUAAAUCGUUAUUUUGAAGAACACAAUGAAGAUGCAGAUCAGCUUUGUUAUAGUGGUGUGUUGCCCUUGGCUAUCAGCAGUAUGUCAGCUUCAAGUUGAGUAAUGUGAAGGUUUUUUUCCAAAAAUCCUUUUACCAUCAUAUUGUACAUAUAAAGCAUUUGAUAUUAUUCGAAUGUAGAAUACACACAGGUCUGACUUGUGUUAUUCAUCUAAUAAAUCAUAGAAGAUGAGUUUGUUUUUAUUAA
Rhopilema esculentum is the source of this 4967-nucleotide messenger RNA. RefSeq names its product chordin-like protein 1. The record is from RefSeq and is a predicted model, not a curated record. Gene Ontology annotation, biological process: negative regulation of BMP signaling pathway; cell differentiation. Lineage: Eukaryota; Metazoa; Cnidaria; Scyphozoa; Rhizostomeae; Rhizostomatidae. Gene Ontology annotation, molecular function: BMP binding.